Rosa chinensis is the source of this 1315-nucleotide messenger RNA. Its product is annotated as zinc finger protein ZAT5. The coding region runs from base 191 to 1135 and encodes 314 amino acids. The transcript has a single exon. The record is from RefSeq and is a predicted model, not a curated record. NCBI's taxonomy places the organism in Eukaryota, Viridiplantae, Streptophyta, Magnoliopsida, Rosales, Rosaceae.
UCAUUCCUACUCUCGCUCUCUUCUUCACUCUCUCCUUCCUCCUCUCUCUCUCUCUCUCUCUCUCUCUCUCUCUUUCAGCCCCUUAUCAAGAUCAAUCCCAUCAGAUUUCUCAGUGUUUCUUUUAAUCAAGAUCUUCAAAAAAAAAAAAAACCCUAUAUAUACUGGUUCUGGCUUUUUGAGUGUUUUGAGUAUGGAAGGGCAAGAAGAGCUGGUUUUGAGUGAUCAUCAGCAAACCCAGAUGAUCAUCAAGGGCAAGAGGACCAAGCGCCAGAGGCCCAUGUCUCCUUUCGGUCUGGCAGUGACUUCGAGCUCGUCGAGCGCUUGUGGCGGCGCUCAUGGUGGAGAAGAGUAUGGGAACUCCUUCACUUCAGCCAGUUAUGACAGCACUGAGGAGGAAGAGGACAUGGCCAACUGCCUGAUUCUGUUGGCUCAGGGUUGCCAUGUGAUUCCCAAGCAAGAGACUAGCAGUACUCUUCAUGAAGCUACCGCUGUUUCUAGUCAUGUGGGCAAAGCUGGGUUUUAUGUCUAUGAGUGCAAGACCUGCAACCGGACCUUCCCUUCUUUUCAAGCACUCGGUGGCCACCGAGCCAGUCACAAAAAGCCAAAGUCCUCCACCGCGGCGAUGGCCGAUCAGGAGAAGAAACCGGCAUCGACCCAUUUCACCUCUGCAUCCAUGGAUCAAGAAGUUGAAGAUUCUAAGCAAUUUAUCAAGAAGAGUAGUCCUCCUCCAACCCAUCCUACAGUUCCUAUUCAGAUAAAGGGGUUUCAGAGCAACAACAACAAGGCUAAGAUUCAUGAGUGUUCGAUAUGCGGGUCGGAGUUCACAUCGGGUCAAGCUCUUGGUGGGCAUAUGAGACGGCACAGAGCAGCAGUAGCCAACAACAACACUACUACUAGUACUACUCAGGUGGUGGGUAUUGGUGCAGCCAUUGAUAACAGUAUGAGGAGCAAGCAGGAGAGAACUAUUCUAGCACUGGAUCUAAAUCUUCCAGCACCAGAAGACCAUGAUCAUCACCACCACCAUCACCAACAGCAUCAGAUUCAUCACCAGCGUGACUCGAAGUUCCAAUUUGUGCCGACCCAACAGACUAGUCUUGUCUUCAACGCUCCUGCUUUGGUGGAUUGUCAUUAUUAAAGAGAGAAGACAGAGAGUAGGGAAAAAGAAAACAAGAAGAGAAGAAGAAAAUUAUCAUUAUUUUUAGUUAUUUUUCGGAUACCGAUCCAUGUGAAUUAUAAAGCAUUGUCAUAUCUUACAAUUUUUACUGCUGUGAUAAUUGGAUUAUUGGGGGAUUUUAUGGAUUAAUUCAUUGAAAUA